AUGUCACUCACACGUAGCACAAUAUAUCCAUACAUACUCUCUUCUCCUUUUAUACGUCUACUACAUCUCGAUUCUGGUCCAGGCGAACCAAUUCGCGUAACACUUCGAGAAGUAAAUCUCGAAACAGCACCCCCAUACGAUUGUCUCUCUUACACUUGGUCUGAUCCACUUUAUCAUGCUCUUAGCCCAGAAGAGGAGAUUCAUCGCAGCAAUGAUAAACGCGAACAUCCCAUUCUGUGUAAUGAUCAAAUUUUACUGAUAACAGAAAACUUAUUGUUUGCUUUGAUGGAAUUUAGCAAACGUAAUGGCGAGUAUGAAAAUGAAAAGGGCGGAAAGUUCAAUGCUGAAAAUCUCAUUUGGAUAGAUGGUAUUUGUGUCAAUCAAGACAGCAUUGAGGAGAGAAAUAUGCAGGUUGGUAUGAUGGGAGACAUAUAUUCGAAAUGCUCACAAGUGAUUAUCUGGCUCGGCGUCGCAGACUUUCAUUCUCCAUAUGCGAUUGAAAUUAUUAAUAUCCUCUCUGAAAUUCCCGAAGAAAGAUAUAACAAAUUGCAUAUCACUGAUCUUGAGGACUGGGAUAUAUAUCCAAAAAUGGGUAUUGAAGAGGUGGAAAGUUGGAAGUGGUUGGAAUAUGCAGCGUUUCUACAACGCACAUGGUUUAGUCGCAUAUGGGUUGUGCAGGAAGCAUUUCUGCCAGGAAAGAUCGUGGUAAUAUGUGGCAGUGAUGUUAUUCAAUGGGCAGAUAUAACAGCUUGUGCAAAAAUUCUCAGGGAAACUGGAUUGGGGACAUUACUGAUGGAGUUAUUGGUUGAGACUGUGGAUGAUGUUGAGGGAACCGUUUACGUCAACAACACUUUGAACAACCAAUCAAUUUUCCAAAGCAUGAGAGACAUGGCUACACUGCGAACAGGAGAUAUUGGAAGAGUGUUAGAUCUGGAAAAAUUGUUGUAUUAUUCCAGGUUCUUCGACGCCACUAAUCCAAAAGAUAAAAUUUAUGCAGUCCAAGGUAUUUGGGGAAAAGUAGGGAAGAUAAUUCCAAAAGAUAUGACGCCGAAUUAUAAAAAUUAUCCGACGACAGCGAGCGUUUAUACGAGAGCGGCAUGGGAGAUCAUAUUUGAAACUAAAGAUCUCAACAUUCUUUCUCUUGUUGAGGAUUAUACCUUGGGAACUCAAGAUCCUAAAUCUGUGAGGUUGAUGGGGGACCUUCCUUCUUGGGUGCCGGAUUUUAACUCGGCAUCUAAUCCGCAACCUCUGGCUGGAAAUCCAAGACCACAGCCGGGAGGUGAGAGAUGGAAUGCCGCUCGAAGUUUUCAAUUUGAAGUACCAGCUCUUCCGCCACUGGAAUUGCAAUAUCUUUUGCCUAUCACAGCUUAUAAGCUUGAUAUUAUAUCUGAAUGCGCAGCUACUCAAGCUGAAAUCAUGGGCAAUGAUUUCAGAUUCACCACUGUGCUAGAACUGCUAGCAAACUAUCCAAACAAAGAGUAUCCCCACAUCGAUGAUAACACGGAAACAUAUUUCGAAGCAUUCUGGCGAACGAUCAUUAAGGAUACUUUCAGAAAGCUGCCCGCUAAAGAAGAUGCACGACACGCUUUCCAGUGUUUUCUUGCGGUACGCGUCUCUGAAUUAAGUAUCGCAUACAACGAUGCACUUUUAAAUCACACCCUUGACUUGGCCAGCCUCCAGAUCACAUACGACGACACCAAAAGACUAAUCAAUGCUUUAUCCCAAAAAAACAUUAACAGGUCUUUGAUACCCACGUGGAAAGAUCUAGAGAAAUUAAUCAAAGUAGCGGCCAACGAAAACCUAGCCGAUUCUGAAAAGACAAAAUUCGACAAAGAUUACAGGGAUUUUUAUGAGGCCUUCAGAGUAGUGUACGCAGGAAGGAGGAUUUUUAGGACACGGAGAGGAUAUUUGGGAAUUGGGGCUCAAACGUUGGAUAUUGGAAAGGUUGAUGAAAUUUGGAUUGUGGCGGGCUCGAAGGUUCCAAUGGUUUUGAGACAGGUGGAGGGAAGUAAGAGUGGCAAUAGACGGUUGAUCGGGGAGGCGUAUGUGCAUGGGUUGAUGAAUGGAGAGCUUUCCGGAGUAGCAAGAGAGAAAAUGGAGAGUUUAUUUUUGGAAUGA
This is a messenger RNA of Sclerotinia sclerotiorum 1980 UF-70, 2118 nucleotides long. RefSeq lists its product as hypothetical. Lineage: Eukaryota; Fungi; Ascomycota; Leotiomycetes; Helotiales; Sclerotiniaceae. The transcript has a single exon. The record is from RefSeq and is a predicted model, not a curated record. Bases 1 to 2118 code for a protein of 705 amino acids.